UUAUUUGCAUUGUGUAGUGAUCCGUUUCGGUUAGCUUUGACGGUGUAAAUUUAUUUGUCCACUGUUGUUCCAAAAAAAAAAAAAGAUUUAUUUGUCCACUGGAAGCGCGAUGCAGAGGAUUGCAAACUAAUAAGUACUAUUUGAAAUUCAAAAGCUAGAAAAGGAAUAAGGAAGAGGUGAUCCGGUAACGGGCGGAAAGGAAAUUCCAAAUCUAAUUGUCAUCAUCAUCUCUCUCUUCUUCACAUCGACCUUUAACGGCUAUUUUCUCUCUCUCCCCUCUCUACAGAAACUUGGAUCUAGGGUUCCUCUAUUUCGAAAAUCUACAGUGGCAAUCUGAUCGAUCUACUAGCAACAGAGAUCAAACAUUUAAAUUGAUCAGCUCUGGAGAGCAUACGAGAAAUCUCUAGUUACAGGCAGAAGAAGCAUUUCGAAAUGGCAAAAGAUCCGAUUCCUCAAGUAGAAACAACAUGUGGAUCUCUCCUUUACGAACUUCAGAUUAUUUGGGAUGAAGUUGGAGAAACUGAAACUGAUAGAGAUCAGAUGUUGCUUGAGCUUGAACGUGAGUGCUUGGAAGUUUACAGAAGAAAAGUUGACCAAGCUAAUCGUUGUAGAGCUCAGCUAAGACAAGCUAUUGCUGAUGCUGAAGCUGAACUCGCUUCCAUCUCUUCUGCUAUGGGGGAGCGUCCUGUGCAUAUUAGACAGUCUGAUCAAAGCGUUGGGAGCUUGAAACAAGAGCUUGGGAAGAUUCUCCCUGAAUUGGAAGAGAUGCAAAAGAGGAAAACCGAGAGACGAAGCCAGUUCCUUCUUGUUCUAGAAGAAAUUGAGAGUAUCACUAAUGAUAUCAAAGGUCAAGGAGGAGAACAUGUUCUCUCCAAACCACUCCUCGAUGAGACUUCUUUGUCUAUGACAAAGCUUGAGGAGUUACACUCCCAUCUGCAAGCACUUCAAAAGGAGAAGAGUGAACGAGUGGAGACUAUUCGGAAGCACCUGUGUACUCUAUAUUCUCACUCUUCAGUACUUGGAAUGGACUUCAAUGAGGUUGUUAGCCAAGUGAAUCCCACAUUAACUGAUCCAGAGGGACCAAGAAGCUUAAGUGAUCAUACCAUUGACAACUUGGAUGCUGCAGUUCAAAAGCUGAGGGAGGUUAAGAUACAGAGAAUGCACAAGCUUCAAGAUCUAGCAACAACCAUGUUAGAGCUCUGGAAUUUGAUGGAUACACCCAUAGAAGAGCAGCAAGAGUAUCAGCAUAUUACCUGCAAUAUAGCUGCAUCAGAACAUGAAAUAACUCAAGCCAAUAGUCUCUCUGAAGACUUCAUCAAAUACGUUGAAGCAGAAGUUGUCCGAUUGGAUGAGGUAAAGGCAAGCAAAAUGAAAGAACUUGUUAUGAAGAAGAGAUCAGAGCUAGAGGAGAUAUGUAGGAAAACCCACAUGCUACCAGUUUCAGAUAGUGCUAUGGAUCAGACUAUAGUGGCCAUAGAAUCUGGUAUUGUGGAUGCCACAUUGGUCCUGGGGCAUCUUGAGCAACAUAUAUCUAAGGUCAAAGAGGAAGCUUUAAGUAGGAAAGAGAUACUUGAGAAGGUCGAGAAAUGGUUGUCUGCCUGCGAUGAAGAAAGCUGGCUUGAAGAAUACAACAGGGACGAUAACAGAUACAAUGCUGGUAGAGGAGCUCAUCUUACUCUCAAGCGUGCUGAGAAAGCUCGUAAUCUUGUUAACAAACUUCCAGGAAUGGUAGAAGCACUUGCUUCGAAGACAAUAGUUUGGGAACAAGAGAAGGGAAUUGAAUUUCUCUACGAUGGUAUCCGUCUUUUGUCCAUGCUUGAGGAGUAUAACUUACUGAGACAGGAAAGAGAAGAGGAACACCGUCGCCAACGGGAUCAUAAGAAACUCCAAGGACAACUCAUAGCAGAACAAGAGGCGCUCUAUGGAUCAAAGCCGAGCCCAUCAAAACCCCUUGGUGGCAAAAAGGCUCCAAGAAUGUCAACGGGUGGUGCAGCAACCAACCGAAGACUCUCCUUAGGGGCAGGGAUGCAUCAGACUCCUAAACCUAACAACAAGAAAGCAGAUCAACGCCAUGUCGAUGGAGCUUUAUCAACUGGAAGAAGAGGGCUUGAUGUUGCUGGACUUCCCUCAAGGAAACAGUCAAUGAAUCCUUGUGAACAACUACAGUCUCCACUAGUUCGCAAGCCAUUCUCACCAAUCUCUACCACGGUGGUUGCAUCAAAGGCCAACAUAGCAACGCCACAGCAACUUGUUCCAAACGAGAUAUCCUCCUUUGCAACUCCGGUCAAGAACAACAUUAUCAAGAAUUUGGAAGAAGAGAAGAUGAUGUCCAUGUUGCAAACACCAAAGAAUGUCGCAGCUAUGAUUCCCAUUCCAUCAACACCAGCAACAAUCUCUGUCCCGAUGCAAACUGCACCAACCCCACUCAACAACUAUGCAAGAUUGCUCCCUGAAAAGACUGAAGUUGUUGAGUACUCGUUUGAGGAACGAAGACUCGCCUUCAUGCUACAAUCUGAGUCUAUGAUCCACGUCUGAUUUCAAUGUCCUUUAAAACUCAAACUGAUUGUGGAUUAGUUUGUAAAAGGUCAAUUAUAUGAUUGGCUUUUUUUGUGAUCGGCGUUACAUGUGUAUGGAUUCUUGGAGACUAACAAGAAAAGUGAUUCCGUUUUGGUUUAGCUUAA
This is a messenger RNA of Raphanus sativus (radish), 2681 nucleotides long. Its product is annotated as 65-kDa microtubule-associated protein 3-like. The coding region runs from base 433 to 2535 and encodes 700 amino acids. Gene Ontology annotation, cellular component: spindle; cytoplasm. Gene Ontology annotation, molecular function: microtubule binding. Lineage: Eukaryota; Viridiplantae; Streptophyta; Magnoliopsida; Brassicales; Brassicaceae. Gene Ontology annotation, biological process: microtubule cytoskeleton organization. The record is from RefSeq and is a predicted model, not a curated record. The transcript is spliced from 12 exons.